CGUAUAAAAGAUUAUUCCAAGAUCGUCUGUGCAUCAGUUGCUCACCAGCCACCGAACAAAAACCAAAUAUGAAAUCGAUGAUCUUUGUCGCCCUUGCCCUCGUGGCCGUCGCCGCCGCUUUCCCCGUCGAUGAGCCCAUCAAGAUUCUCCGGUCUAACUUCGACAAGGAUCCUAAUGGUGAUUUCCAGUUCGGUUUCGAGACCGAGAACGGUAUCAAACGCGACGAACAGGGUAAGGUGAAGGAAGUUUUGGACGAGGAGAACAAGCCCCACUCAGUCGUCGUUGUCCGCGGAUCUUACUCCUACACCAAUGCGGACGGUACCGUUGAGACCAUCGACUUCAUCGCUGACGAGAACGGUUUCCAGGCUCAAGGACCCUCCAUCCCCAAGAACCCCCCCGCAAGGAGAUAAGCUACCACAGACGACACUCUCAUUAAUAAUUGAUUGAUUCAUGACUACAUGGAUUAAUCAAUUGUUACUGACUCUAUGUGUUCAUUUUGAAAGAAUAUCUAAUACUAAUAUGACAUAGACGUAUCUAGUGUAUGUACCUAUGUGAUAAGCCUUACUGGUUUUUAGUCAUAUGUACGUUUUUGUACAAGUUGUUUUGUGUUAUCAAUAGUGACCCUGUAAAUAAAAGAUAAUUGAAGUCA
Messenger RNA from Spodoptera litura, 649 nucleotides. Its product is annotated as larval cuticle protein 1-like. The record is from RefSeq and is a predicted model, not a curated record. Gene Ontology annotation, cellular component: chitin-based extracellular matrix. NCBI's taxonomy places the organism in Eukaryota, Metazoa, Arthropoda, Insecta, Lepidoptera, Noctuidae. Gene Ontology annotation, molecular function: structural constituent of chitin-based larval cuticle.